Corythoichthys intestinalis (scribbled pipefish) is the source of this 1440-nucleotide messenger RNA. RefSeq names its product guanine nucleotide-binding protein subunit alpha-14-like. Gene Ontology annotation, biological process: phospholipase C-activating dopamine receptor signaling pathway; adenylate cyclase-modulating G protein-coupled receptor signaling pathway; action potential. Lineage: Eukaryota; Metazoa; Chordata; Actinopteri; Syngnathiformes; Syngnathidae. The record is from RefSeq and is a predicted model, not a curated record. Gene Ontology annotation, molecular function: guanyl nucleotide binding; G protein-coupled receptor binding; GTPase activity. The transcript has 7 exons. Gene Ontology annotation, cellular component: heterotrimeric G-protein complex. Bases 98 to 1243 code for a protein of 381 amino acids.
CUUACGCGGAAAUUCGGGUUACGUCGCCAGUAUAGGAACGGAAUUCGUUCGUAACCCGGGGACUACCUGUAUUGUGCUGCGGUGGCCACACCUCGUUAUGAUUAGACAAGUUCUUCCCGUGAAUGAGAGGCUCAGCGCGGCGACAUUAACUCGCGUCCUCCGAGGCUGGAAGAUGGCAGGAUGUUGCUGCUGCAUGUCGGCCGAGGCCAGGGAGAGCAAACACAUCAGCGACCAAAUUGAGACGCAGCUCAAGAAAGACAAGAAGAACUGUCGCCGGGAGCUCAAACUGCUUCUCUUGGGCACUGGCGAGAGCGGCAAGAGCACAUUCAUCAAACAGAUGAGGAUCAUUCAUGGUGGAGGCUACAGCGAGAAGGAAAAACAGAAUUACGCUAAACUAGUCUACCAGAACAUCUACACAUCCGUGCAGGCCAUGAUCCGAGCCAUGGAGACGCUGCGCAUCCCCUUCAUCGACACGAGCCUGAAGGCUAGCGCCGCCAUGCUGCUGGGGGUUGAGGUGCUGAAGGUGGAGCUCCUGAAUGACGAACACGUGGCGGCCAUCCAAAGACUGUGGAACGACGGCGGCCUGCAGGAAUGCUUCAACCGCCGGCGGGAGUACCAGCUGUCCGACUCCACCAAAUACUACCUCACAGAACUUGAACGCAUCUCGAAGCCUUCCUACGUACCUGACCUCCAGGAUAUCCUGCGGGUCCGGGUUCCCACCACAGGCAUCAUUGAAUACCCCUUUGAUAUGGAGAGUGUCAUUUUCAGGAUGGUGGACGUAGGCGGCCAACGCUCCGAGCGCAGGAAGUGGAUCCACUGCUUCGAAGACGUCACGUCCAUCAUGUUCCUGGUGGCGCUUAGCGAGUAUGACCAAGUUCUGGUGGAGUGCAGCAAUGAGAACCGCAUGCAGGAGAGCAGGGCCCUGUUCAAGACCAUCAUCUCGUAUUCAUGGUUCCAAAGCUCGUCCAUCAUCCUGUUCCUCAACAAGACCGAUAUCCUCCAGGAGAAGAUCCAGCAUUCCCACCUGGCUGACUACUUUCCACAGUUUUCGGGUCCUCGUCAGGACGCGUGUGCGGCUCAGGAGUUCAUCCUGAAGAUGUACCAGGACCAAAACCCGGACAGGGACAAGAAGCUGUACCCGCACUUCACCUGCGCCACUGACACGGAAAACAUCCGCUUUGUGUUCGCCGCUGUCAAGGAUACCAUCCUGAGACAGAAUCUCCAGGUCUUCAACUUGCUCUAACAACUUCCUCCAUUAUUUUACUCUUUGUACAACCACAUACUUUUAGUCAACUAAAAUUUAGACAAGUUUAGUUUAUGAAUGUCAGUCAGUGCCUUCAUUCUUUGGUUUCGUUAUACGGCACUCAUUUAAGUCACUGGCUGCCAUUGAUGGCGCAAGAUGUCCAAUUAAUUUAGACUGGGAGGGGCAAAUCAACUCAA